GCAGUAAAAUGGCAGAAGCCAGAAUUUCAGUGGAUCAGGAUGAGUUCCUGUGUCCAGUGUGUCUGGAUCUCCUGAAGGAUCCAGUGGCCAUUCCCUGUGGACACAGUUAUUGUAAGAGCUGUAUUACAGGCUGCUGGGAUCAGGAGGAUCAGAUGAGAGUCUACAGCUGCCCUCAGUGCAGACAGACCUUCAGUCCAAGACCUGCUUUAGCUAAAAACACCAUGCUGGCUGAAGUGGUGGAGAAACUGAAGAAGACUAAACUUCCUGCUGACUGUUUCGCUGGAGCUGGAGAUGUGCAGUGUGACGUCUGUACUGGAAGAAAACACAAAGCCGUCAAGUUCUGUCUGGUGUGUCUGGACUCUUACUGUCUGAAUCACCUUGAACAACAUGAGAGUUGGUUUAAAGGAAAGAGACACAAUCUGACUGAUGCCACUGGACGACUGCAGGAGAUGAUCUGCCAGAAACAUGACAAGAUCCUUGACGUUUUCUGUCACACUGACCAGAAGUGUGUGCUGUGUACGAUGGAUGAACAUACAAACAAUGAUACUUUAGCAGCUGCAGCACAGAGGACAGAGAAACAGCACCAGCUGAAGGAGACACAGAGGUUGUUCCAGCAGAGGAUCCAGCAGAGAGAGAAAGAUCUUCAGCAGCUGAGAGAGGCUGUGGCGUCUCAUAAGUGCUCUGCACAGACAGCAGUGGAGGACAGUGAGAGGAUCUUCACUGAGCUCAUCCGCUCCAUCGAGAGAAGCCGCUCUGAGGCCACACAGCGGAUCAGAGAUCAGGAAAAGACUGCAGUGAGUCGAGCUGAAGGACGACUGGAGAGACUGGAGCAGGAGAUCAAUGAUCUGAGGAGGAGAGAUGCUGAGCUGGAGCAGCUUUCACACACACAGGAUCACAUCCAUUUCCUGCAGAGUUUCCAGUCUCUCUCAGCUCCUCCUGAAUCUACAGAUGUAAAUGACGAUCCCUUCAGUUCUCUCUCUGCUUUUGAUAUCAUGAGAGAAUCUGUUCUUCAGCUGAAAUACAAACUGGAGGAUUUCUGCAAAGAGGAGCUGAAGAAGAUCUCUGAGAAAGUCUCUUUCACCAACAUUGUUCCCAGGACCAGGAACGACUUCCUACAAUAUUCCCAUCAGUUCACUCUGGAUCUGAACACAGCGAGUGAAAACCUCUGUCUGACUGAGGAGAACAGAAUGAUUACUAACAAUGACACAGAGCAGUCGUAUCCUGAUCAUCCAGACAGAUUUGAUUUUGUGUCUCAGGUGUUGUGUAGAGAGAGUGUGUGUGAUCGACGCUGUUACUGGGAGAUUGAGUGGAGUGGACGUGUGUAUAUAUCAGUGUCAUAUAAGAGCAUCAGCAGGAAGGGAGGUAAUGAGUGUUGGUUUGGAUAUAAUGAUCAGUCCUGGAGUUUGUUCUGCUCUUUCUUCAGUUACUCAUUCAAUCACAAUAACAUCGAGACCAAACUCCCUGUAAAGCCCAUCAUCAGCAGUAGAAUAGGAGUGUAUGAUGAGGAUGAUGAUGAUGAUGAUGAUGAUUUAGAGUCCUUCAUCAGCAGUAGAAUAGGAGUGUAUGUGGAUCACAGAGCAGGAACUCUGUCCUUCUACAGAGUCAAGAGAAACACAAUGAUCCUCAUCCACACAGUCCAGACCACAUUCACUCAACCGCUCUAUCUUGGGUUUAGGGUUUUUAAAAGAUCAUUUGUGAAGCUGUGUAAAUGAAUCAGAUUAGACUGUACAGAGACUCUACCCAUAAUGCUUUGAGCUCAUGAUGAAUUAGUAACAGUGAGAUGUUAUAGAGUCUCUUAUUUUCUCUUCAUUACAUUAAUACUACAGCUGAACUUCUGUCAGUGAAAUAACAUGUCAGAAUAAAUGUGUGUAAUGAAUCCUCAUAUAGACAGUAAGAUCAGUGUGUGUUUGUGAGUCAUGAUGAGUGAUGGAUUGAGGAUUGAGUCAAAUCAUCAUCAAUUCAAUCUGGAUAACUAAAAUAUAUUAGGAAUGAAAGAAGGAAAACUAAGCUGAACUCUGAAAUCAGUCCAGAUGAAUCACAUCAUUACUGUAAAUGUCAGAAUUGUUGGAGUUUCUUUGUUCAGUGGUUCAUGCUGCUUGUCC
Molecule: messenger RNA, 2102 nt
Organism: Megalobrama amblycephala (Wuchang bream)
Lineage: Eukaryota; Metazoa; Chordata; Actinopteri; Cypriniformes; Xenocyprididae
Product: tripartite motif-containing protein 16-like
Exons: 6
Coding region: 9-1712 (567 amino acids)
Molecular function (GO): protein binding
Source: RefSeq, a predicted model, not a curated record